GGGCCUAGAGUGGCACCGCCUAUGUUGCUGCAUUCGCAUUUGCAUUUGCAUAUAUAUAUAUAUCACCCUCGUCUUCAUUCAUAAAAAUCAUCAUUAUUUCUCUUUUUCAUCCUCUCUCUGAAAAACCCAGCAAACAUGUGUGGAGGAGCAGUCAUCUCCGGCUUCGAGCCACCCAUCAAACCUAGCCGGAAAGUGACGUCACGAGACCUCUAUGACAAGCUUCACGGCGCCACUGGUUCCAACAGCUUUGGCUGGAACUCUUACCCACCCUCGGACAACUCUUUCGGAACGAGUGAAGAACCGAGUCAACCAGGUGGAGGGACGAAGAGGGCGAGGAAGAAUGUCUACCGAGGCAUUCGUCAAAGGCCGUGGGGCAAAUGGGCAGCUGAGAUACGUGACCCGCAGAAAGGUGCCCGAGUCUGGCUCGGUACUUUCAGCACUCCUGAAGAGGCUGCCCGGGCUUACGACGAGGCGGCGAAGCGCAUUCGUGGCGACAAGGCCAAGCUCAACUUUCCUCCGCCACCUCAAAUUCAGCCACAGGCUAGGAAGGUCUGUCCACCCAAAUUCACUGAGUCAACUCGGUCACCCACCUGGUCAACUCGGUCACUCACCCCCACCGAGUUCACUCUGUCACUCACACCCGCCGAGUUCACCGAGUCGUUUUACCCCACCGAGUCGACUCAGUCAUUCACUCCUACCUGGUCGACUCAGUCAUUCACUCCCACCGAGUCGACUCAGUCGUUCUCUCCCACCUGGUCGACUCAGCCAUUCACUCCCACCGAGUCGACUCAGUCAUCCUUCAGCUUCCCCACCGAGUUAGGCACCAACUCAGUGAUGGGGUUUGGAAUUUCUCAGCCGCCAAGCUUUGGUGCAGCCCGAAUGAUAUCCCAAACUGAUGAGGACGAGUUCAAAGAUGAGAUGUCGGGUUUGGAGAGUUUCUUGGGCUUGGAGCCAGAGGUGAGUCAGAUGAACUCGGUGGAUUACUGGGCCUUGGAUGAUCUGGAUGUGUUGCCUACAGCUUAAUGGAUCACCAUCAGUAGUUAUUAUUAUUACCGUGCAAAAUUUACUACCAGCAGUUGUUACACCAAAAAAAAAACAAAAGUAGUUUGUGUUUUAGAGUUUUAGUGCGUGUUUGUUGUGUGUUUUGUAAGAGUAGUGUCGUUUAGAACACUACAUUUUCCAGUAUUAGUAUGUGUUAAACGUGAUCACUUGUGUGAUGAUGUGUUAAUUUGGCGUUACUAUCUGGAGUAUUUAUAAUUAAAGUGCUAGUAUAUGAAAUAUAUGAUGAU
This is a messenger RNA of Daucus carota subsp. sativus, 1289 nucleotides long. Its product is annotated as ethylene-responsive transcription factor RAP2-3. Bases 136 to 1023 code for a protein of 295 amino acids. Lineage: Eukaryota; Viridiplantae; Streptophyta; Magnoliopsida; Apiales; Apiaceae. Gene Ontology annotation, molecular function: DNA-binding transcription factor activity; DNA binding. The transcript has 2 exons. The record is from RefSeq and is a predicted model, not a curated record. Gene Ontology annotation, biological process: regulation of DNA-templated transcription; ethylene-activated signaling pathway.